This is a messenger RNA of Ostertagia ostertagi, 321 nucleotides long. The record is from the annotation of a GenBank genome assembly. NCBI's taxonomy places the organism in Eukaryota, Metazoa, Nematoda, Chromadorea, Rhabditida, Trichostrongylidae.
AUGAUAGCGUCAGGUGUUGCCGUGGAACUUCUGUCUUCCGUGCUUCAGUACCCAGAUCCACUGCGCGCUCCGGCCAACAUUGGCGAACCCGGACGAUUCGUCGUCGUUGUUGGGUGCAACGCCACAUCAAGUUCGUGGAUAUCUAUCACGAUUCAGCCAGAUGACCCCAUGUGUACGGCGAUUCGAGAAAGUGUGUCGCUUGUGGUGAUGAACUGUCCGUCGUAUCUAGAAAAGCUGACGGGACUGGAUCAGCUCCAAGCCUCUAUAAACGACGUACAUAUCGAAUUCAGUGAUGAUAAUGACUCGGUGAUGUCUUUGUAG